UCUUCUUUUUGUUGUUCUCUACAGUUGAUCGCACCAAGGCGGUUUCUCCCGUUUUCAUGCUUGAUUGUGUUCAUAUAGUUUGUACACAAAUGCUUUUUCGUGUAUGCCAUGUUUAGUAUAGUUUUAACUUCUGACCAAGAUAAAUAUGGGAGGUUUCGCAAAUUUUUUCCAUACUUGCCUUGAGUAUUUUACCGGCGGCUCUAGUAGUUCUGCCCAACCUAACAAGAAACGAAGGGGAGAGGAACUUCCCAACCAAGGUAGCAAAGUAAGACGUAUUGAAAAUGUCACUUUGAUUGAUGAUGAUAAUCGCAGACAUGUGACUGAGUUCCAUGCCCGAACCAAUCGAAUUGAAAAAGAUUUUAUGCCUGUUAAUCAAGUUAAAAAAAUUGGCUCAGUUCGUAUUUUGAAGUGGGGCCUAAAUGGUAAAGAGAACCAUGUGCAGUACUUGUCGCAUCACAAUCCCUUGAGCAAUUCUGGUACAGCACACUACACGGAAGAAGUUCAGGUCCUUGAAGAAAACAUCAAAGGCAACACUUUCUUCAGAAAAGACAGGAAUAGUUUGAACAUGGGAAGUACAUCGAAUUACAAAAAUGCCGCCAGAAGUUCUGAUGAUGAAAUUGAAGAGAUAUUCCCACCAUCUCGGAAGACAUUCAAGAAGAAAACUGCUGAAGUGGUUGAGACUUAUAGAUCACCUCAACUCAAGAAAAGUCCUGAUGUAAUUGAAGUCUAUCAACCCUUACAGUCCAAGAAAAAGGUUAAUGACAAUGAAGUCCAAAUUUUGAAAGAACGCUCAUCUUCAUCUAAAGAGGGACAUGGCCUCCCUACAUCAUUUCCAAGAAAACCAUUUAAGGCUAUUGAUCCAUGUGUGCCAGCUUCAUCAACGCCCAUUCUAUUCACAAGUCGGAGGGCACUGGUUCGCUCUCCUGACCAACGAGAUAUUGUGCAGUCACCAAGCAUGUCAAAUGGCAUUGAAUCAUGUCAGUACAGGACUCAAAGUUCAUUAUUGUCUGUUGAUUCUAAUUCAAGUCGGAAAAAUAACACACUUCUUCAUAUGAAACGUGCUGAAGAAAAUCAAAUUUACAACAAAGUUUUUAAGUCUUCCUAUGGUGCUGAUCGGUUACUUCCUCAACAUCAGCAACCUUUGCCCCCCACUAGUCACAAAAGUGCUGACAAAAGUUUUGAUGGCUCUCGUCGCUGGUCUGGUCUCUUUUCCAGACCAGCCAAAAUGCCCGGGGCCUUAGACACAUCUUUAUCAUCUAAAGACGCUCUCCCUUCUGAGCGCAUCAAUGUAUCUGUUGAACGCACUAACAUUAAAGAACCUUCUACAUCAGCAUCUCGUCAGAGUGAUGAUACAGACUUGCAGUACCUGGGUGAAGUUCAUACAUCAGUUCAUACAGUGUCUCCAUCAUAUGCACCAGAUGUUAUGGAAGAAUUACUUCAAAAAUAUGAAAAACUGCAAAAUGAAAGAAUGGCUCAGGCUAAACAAGAGGAGAAGUCCAUUAAACUUCUUGAAGAGCGUAAUCGGCUUGCCUACAUAGAUCGUCAAAAGCAAGUCGAGCAUGAAUUGGUUGACCAAAUCAAAUCUUACUUGAAGGUUGUAGAAGAACCCACAAUCGAGGUUGAAGAAGAAAAAGAGGCACCUCUACCUGAGCUAACAGAUGCUAUGAAUGCGGAAAUUAACAAAGCAUUAGCAGCUCCUCCAGAUGCUGUGCUUGUAAGUGCUUUCAAUCUUACAAUCAAGGGGAGAGAUAUGCGGACCCUCAAGGAUUUGGCAUGGUUGAAUGACGAAAUUAUCAACUUUUACAUGAAUAUGAUCAUUGAAAGAGGCAAAGCAGAUAAUUACCCAUCGGUCCAUGCCUUCAACACAUUUUUCUUCCCCAAACUCAUUAGUACAGGAUAUGACUCUUUAAAACGUUGGACCAAAAAAGUUGACAUUUUUGCCCAUGAUUAUCUGCUAGUACCAGUACAUCGGGGAAUGCAUUGGUGCAUGGCAAUCAUAGAUAUGAAAGAAAAAGUUAUCCGUUAUUAUGACAGUAUGGAUGGUCGAUUCCCACAGUGCAUGGAUGCACUAAUGAACUAUUUGCACAAGGAAAGUUUGGAUAAAAAGAAGCAACCGUUCGACUCUACUGGCUGGGCCAAAGAACAUGCAGAGGGUAUUCCUCAACAGAAUAAUGGAAGUGACUGUGGCAUGUUUGCCUGCAUGUAUGCAGAAUACAUCAGCAGAGGAGCUGAAAUCACUUUCACCCAAGAAAACAUGCCUUACUUCAGGCGGAAAGCAGUUUAUGAGAUUUUAAAGGCUAAACUUCUAUGUUGAAGCACCUUUGUUUUGUUUUUUGCCUCAUUUUAAAGUUUUAUAUGAAGUAGCCUUUACACCUCUUCAUCUAACCGAGUUUUCUUGUCUUGGAAACCGUUUGCUAGUCAAGCUGAGAAGAGGUGCCUGAGUCUCAGGUUUUACCAGAUUUCCGCAUUUUGCAGACUUUCCAGUGAUUUAGUUCGCAUGUGUCGUGUGAGACUCAAGUCUUUUGCAUUGGACGCCUAUAGCGAGCAGAAGUUUGAGUGUGUGCUGAGUGUACAUUGACUUUUGUGGUUCGCUUCAGUGAAUUCUACCAAGUCUUCAUCUUAACUGCCCUCCCAAAUCAAGAGGGAAAGUGGCUUUGGCAAAGUGGAAGGAUAAGAUGAAAUCAGUGUGCACUUGGGUAACAAUUAUGUAUGACCAUUUAAUAUCUGUUUUCUCACCCAAAGUGUCUUUUACCGAAUGGUCCUCUAAAAUAACUCGUUUGUCUGUUGUUUCCAUUCAUCACCAGUAAUUUCAGUUCUGUAAUUGUUAUUGUUUCUUUAUUAGAGAAUAUCUGUUGUGGAGAAGCACCCUGUACUGUAAAUGUAUACAUUGAAGUCGAUUCUAAUUCUAUUAACUUAAUGCUUUUUAGUGAAAGGAAAACAGAUAUAUGUAUAUGAAUAUGGGUUUGCCGAUAGCAAUGCAAGCAAUUUGAAAGUACAAAAGAUAUUUAAUCCUAUAGAUCAUCAUGUGGCAUUGCCUUGACACAAGAUAUGUACAUAGUUAGUUUCAAGUUUUAAGGAAGCAAUUCACAGUAACUAGAUUGCAAGUAAAUUUAUACUGCUACUGAAACAAAUAUUUUUCUUAACAUUAUUUUGUAUAAGUGUAUCUAUUUAUGUAACUAAUGUACAUUUGUUCUAAUGCUAUUUUUGUAUUUUUUAGUUUGUGCCUAAAUUCCAUCUGUUUGAAGGUUAUUUUUUACUCUUUCUUAUCAAAACCACCUGUGGGAUUAAGAUUUUCCACUAUAUCUAUCCGAACUACUCAUAGAUCUGAUUAUAACUUUCCUGGUUUCACCAAAUUUCGUCUUAAAAAUUAGAUUAAAAAAUGCUUUUAAAAGACUCCAAAACAUUUUUUCAACAAAGGUUAUUUUUGUGUUUUACAAAUAAAAGGGGUGAAUAAAAUCAAGUCUCAGAAUUAUAGGGUAAACAAAAGCAGCCGUACCCCCUUUUAUUUAGACUUAACAUUUUCACCCACUUUACCAUUUCUGCAACACAGAGAUCUGUUAAAUGUAUAAGAAAGGACUAAGGUUGUAGACGUAUGAUUUUUUUUUUUUGUAGUUUAACAUCAAGUACUCUUGCUGUGAUUUAGGCCUUUUGUCUACUACAAACCAUGUUUCAUUGUCACAAUUGUCAAGAUUUUCUUUUAACUAUGACUUCCAUUUCUCAGAUUACUCUGAGUCCUCCUCUUUCAGUAAUCGGUGUUCUUUUCUAAAAACAUUUAUCUGAAACUCAGAGCCAAGGUGUAAGAUAUGUAAAAUUUCUAUUUAUGUGAUGUUCAUGUUUA
Thrips palmi is the source of this 3838-nucleotide messenger RNA. Its product is annotated as sentrin-specific protease 1-like. Gene Ontology annotation, biological process: protein desumoylation. NCBI's taxonomy places the organism in Eukaryota, Metazoa, Arthropoda, Insecta, Thysanoptera, Thripidae. The record is from RefSeq and is a predicted model, not a curated record. Gene Ontology annotation, molecular function: deSUMOylase activity. Bases 146 to 2314 code for a protein of 722 amino acids. Gene Ontology annotation, cellular component: nucleus. The transcript is spliced from 17 exons.